This is a messenger RNA of Recurvomyces mirabilis, 1455 nucleotides long. RefSeq names its product acetylornithine aminotransferase (gene ARG8). Gene Ontology annotation, cellular component: mitochondrial matrix. The transcript has 2 exons. Gene Ontology annotation, molecular function: identical protein binding; pyridoxal phosphate binding; transaminase activity. Lineage: Eukaryota; Fungi; Ascomycota; Dothideomycetes; Mycosphaerellales; Teratosphaeriaceae. Gene Ontology annotation, biological process: arginine metabolic process. The record is from RefSeq and is a predicted model, not a curated record. The coding region runs from base 1 to 1455 and encodes 484 amino acids.
AUGUCUCUCCGUACAUGCAGCGCGCGCCUGAACGCCGUUUUGCGGAAUCAAUCGAGUGUCGUCACACGAACAAUCAGACGACAAUAUGCUUCAGCAGCGACAGCCGCCUCGAGUCUACCGGCAGGAUUGAAAGAGGCCAUCGAUAAAGAAGCUCGUCUCUCCAACCCCGAUCCUCAAUAUGACUCCCAAACAGCACGUCUCGUCGAUGCACAAUCUCCCUUCAUGGUUCCCACCUACGUCCGACCACCGCCGAUGUUCCAGCAAGGAGAGGGGUGCUACAUAUGGGACGUGGAGAAUAGGCAGUACCUAGACUUCACAGCUGGUAUCGCAGUGAACUCGCUUGGCCACAGCGAUCCCGAAGUCGCAAAGGUAUUAUAUCAGCAAGCACAAACACUUGUACACAGCAGCAAUUUAUACUACAAUCCUUGGACUGGUGCGCUGAGUCAGUUGUUGGUGGAGAAGACGAGAGAACAUGGUGGCUUCAAUGCAGGCAAAGCGUUCAUCUGCAAUUCUGGCUCGGAAGCCAACGAGGCGGCUAUCAAGUUCGCGCGCAAACACGGACGGAGCGUACAGUCAGACGGCAGCAAAUUCGAAAUUGUCAGCUUUCAUGGAUCAUUUCACGGCCGGACGAUGGGGAGUCUCUCCGUGACGCCCAAUCCAAAGUACCAGAAGCCCUUCUCGCCCAUGCUUCCAGGGUGCAAAUACGCUACCUACAAUGACAUGGAUUCGAUCAACGAGCUGGUCACUGAGCAUACUUGCGGUGUCAUCAUCGAGCCCAUCCAAGGCGAGGGUGGUGUCAAUGUUGCCACACCCGAGUUCCUGCUGGCUUUGCGCAAGCGAUGCACAGAGGUUGGCGCAGUCCUGGUCCAUGACGAGAUUCAGUGCGGUCUAUCAAGGACUGGCAAGCUGUGGGCACAUUGUGAUCUGCCUGCGGAAGCGCACCCAGAUAUCUUGACCACAGCCAAAGCACUCGGCAAUGGAUUUCCCAUCGGCGCUACGAUCGUGACGGACGAAGUCAGCAGCAAGAUCGUGACAGGCGAUCACGGCACCACUUUUGGCGGCAACCCUCUAGGCUGUCGAGUCGCCCAUCAUAUCCUCGGUCGACUCGCUGCGCCAGAGCUACAAGCCGGUGUUCUGCAAAAAGAAGCUCGAUUCCGUGAGCACAUGUCCCGACUACACCAGCGCUUUCCAAAGAUAGUUCAGGAAGUCCGUGGCCGAGGACUGAUUCUGGGGCUACAGCUCUCUGCUGAUCCUACGCCUGUUGUCACUGCCGCAAGGGAGAGAGGGCUGUUGAUCAUUACUUGUGGUACGAAUACUUUGCGAUUUGUGCCGCCGCUGAUAAUCAGCAAUGAGGAGAUUAAUAAGGGUAUGGCGAUACUUGAGGACGCUAUGGUGGCUGUGUUCGAGGAGCCGGGACAUAUUGAGGGGACGGACGGACAGCAGGAAAUGCGAUGA